Heterocephalus glaber (naked mole-rat) is the source of this 1527-nucleotide messenger RNA. Lineage: Eukaryota; Metazoa; Chordata; Mammalia; Rodentia; Bathyergidae. The record is from RefSeq and is a predicted model, not a curated record.
GACCCUCCCCCUCUCCGAGGAGUCAGUGACCUUUGACGAUGUGGUUGUGAACUUCACUCUGGAGGAGUGGGCUUUGCUGGAUCCUUCCCAGAAGAAUCUGUACAAAGCAGUGAUGCAGGAAACCUUCAGGAACCUGGCAUUCAUAGAACACAAAUAUGGAGACCAGAUUAAUGAAGAUGAAGACCAAAAUUGCAGGAAAAAUUUAAGAAGUCACUGUGAACAUAAGGAAGAUCACCAGUGUGGAGAAAUCUCCAGAAUACCAGAUCUUCAGACUUCAGCUCACAUAUUCAACAACAGAACUCCUGGAGUGAAAUUAAAUGAAAGCUGCAGGUGUAGAGAAGUCUUCAUUGACCAGUUACCCCAAAAUAUGCCCCUUAGAGCUCAUACUGUACACAAACCGUAUGAGAAUCAGGAAUGUGAAGAGAAGUCAUGUAAAUCUAAGAAACUUGGAAAAGCCUGCACUUAUGAAUCCCUUCAGAAGCAUAAAAAGACAUGUGCUAGAGAGAAACCCUAUGAAUGUAAGCAUUGUAGGCAAGCCUUCAGAUGUUUCCAUUGCAUUCAGAAACACGAAAAAAUUCACACUGGAGAGAAACCUUAUGUAUGCAAGUUCUGUGCAAAAGCCUUCACUCAUGACAGUACUCUUUUAAAACAUGAAAGAAAUCAUGCUUUUGAGAAACAUUAUGUGUGUAUGACCUGUGGUAAAGUCUUCAGUUUUUCUAGUAAUCUUCGUGUGCAUGAAAGAAUUCACACUGGAGAGAAACCCUAUUUGUGUAAGCAGUGUGGGAAAGCCUUCAGGCGCUCAAGUGCUCUUGAAGUACAUGAAAGAACCCAUACUGGUGAGAAACCUUAUGUAUGCAGGCAAUGUGGGAAAGCCUUCACAUAUUCUACUUCCCUUCAGAAGCAUAGAAGAAUUCACACAGGAGAGAAGCCUUAUGAAUGUAAGCAGUGUGAGAAAGCCUUCAUAUGUUCCAGUGACCUUCACAAACAUGAAAGGACUCACACUGGAGAGAAACCCUGUGUGUGUAAGCAGUGUGGGAAAGCCUUCAGUCAUUCCAGUGCUCUUAAAGUACAUGAAAGAACUCACACUGGUGAGAGACCUUAUGUGUGCAAGCAAUGUGGAAAAGCCUUCAUAUGUUCCAGUUCCCUUCAGUUGCACAGAAGAAUUCAUACUGGAGAGAGACCAUAUGAAUGUAACCUUUGUGGGAAAGACUUUGUAUGUUCCAGUUCCCUUCGACGACACGAAAGGACUCACACUGUAGAGAAAACAUAUCUGUCUAAACAAUGUGGGAAAGCCUUUCAUUCUGUGGGUUCCAUUCAACUUCAUGAAAGAACUCAAACUGGAGAGGGGAUACAACUUGAGACCAUAAUAUUAAGUGAAAUAAAUCAGACACAUAAGCUUAAAUAUUGCAUGGCUUCUCUUAUAUGAGAAAUUCAGUAUAAAUAAUUUAAAUGUCAGUAUAAGACAGUAGAGAUCAGGGGGUAGAGCUUUUACAAAUGGAUAGCAGAUCUAGAGAUGGAGGAGAAAGG